Fomitiporia mediterranea MF3/22 is the source of this 1577-nucleotide messenger RNA. RefSeq lists its product as uncharacterized. The record is from RefSeq and is a predicted model, not a curated record. The coding region runs from base 201 to 1478 and encodes 425 amino acids. Gene Ontology annotation, molecular function: small GTPase binding. Gene Ontology annotation, cellular component: Golgi apparatus. NCBI's taxonomy places the organism in Eukaryota, Fungi, Basidiomycota, Agaricomycetes, Hymenochaetales, Hymenochaetaceae. The transcript has 6 exons. Gene Ontology annotation, biological process: Golgi organization; endoplasmic reticulum to Golgi vesicle-mediated transport.
ACACCAAUGUUGUUGCAAACGGUUCUCUUCCUAAUGGUAUCAACGGCAAGAGCGCACCCAGCAGUCCAAGUCCGAGGACUUCUGGUGAACAUUCUGGACUUGACAGAGUCUCUGUUUUACAGAGAGAACUCGAUCGUUGUCGAAAAGAACGCGAUGACUUUGCAGGAAAGUACUCGAAUCUCCUGUCUCGGCUGAAUAAUAUGCGUACGGCGCUCGGAAACAAGUUACGGGAAGAAUCUGAAGAACUAGAUAGGCGCCAGCAGAUCAUUGACCAACUAACUGCACAAAACGAAGAUCUAACCGCGACUGUAGAAACACUGCAAAAUGAGAUCGUCACGUCAAACUCGGAGGCAGAACGCGCAUCGAAGGAACUCGAAGCUAUGCGAAGUCGUGCAUAUGAAGAGAGCUCACAAGAAGCUCUUGUACGCGAACGCGAACUCCGAGAAUUACAGGUGGAACUCGAACGGUGUAGAAUGGAACGGGAUGAGUGGGAACGGGAGGCACAGGAGGGCCGUGUCACUGUAGACGAGGCAAAGACGGCAGCGGAGAAUUACAAGCGAGAUCUUGAGAUUGAACGAGAAGCUCGGCAAAAGGAAUAUGAAGAGUUGGAGGUAGAACGGGAAAGGUCGAUGAACUUACAAUCCGUCCUUGAAGAUUUCCAAAAUACGAAGGACCAUGAAUUGCGACAAGCCGUCCGAGACCGGGAUACACAGCUGAAUCAGCUUACCCAGACUCUGGCUGAGUAUAAGCACCGCGCGCAUACUGCUGAACUGCAGUUAGAAGAAACUUCGACCAAUACAACAAGGACGGUCGAACUUGAGAAAGAAGUCAAAGAAAAGGAGCUCCUCAUUAGGAAAUUCCGACAUGAAGCCGUUAUCCUCAAUGAACAUCUUACGGAGGCACUUCGACGAUUACGCAAAAACCAGGCAGAUAAUAAUGUCGAUCGUCGCCUUGUAACAAAUGUUCUACUCCAGUUUCUGACAACUCCGCGGGCCGAUAGUAAACGCUUCGAAAUGCUCGGCUUAUUGGCGACCAUCCUUUCUUGGGGUGAUGCGGAGCGUGAGAAGGCCGGACUUCAGCGUGCUGGAUUGGCAGGCUCCUCCGCACUACAGCGACCUUCUAGUUCCGCCGCAGGUUCGUCAAAAGGCAAAGGUUCGGCUGAACUUGACACGAGCGAUGAGACUGAGUCAUUCUCACAACGAUGGGUCGAGUUCCUUCUCAAAGAAUCGUCAGGUGGCGCUUUCGGGCCUGAGGCCACCUCUAGUAUCUCACAGGGUUCCUUACAUUCAUCCUCUACAUCAGUAACACCUUCUCGAUCAAACCCUUCCCUUCCUUCAUUGCCUGGUUCGCCUAGAUCAGGAGCCACUUCUCCCGGGGCAGGAUCGCGUACACUUCGAUUAGCAUCGUUCACUUCGUCCGCAAUGGCUAGCUCACCGAAUCUGACUGGUGCGGCCUCAUCUUCGCGAGACGAACGGUAGGCGAUCUCGCGCUGAUCGGUUUUCGCGACCUUUGCUUUGAACUGUCCCAUGUUGUUGCUGUCAUUAUUUUCUUAUUGGACUGUCAUGUAUACGAUAGCA